AUGGAGCUGAUCCACGCGCUUCUUGGUGCAGCAAAAUACGCCGUGGCUAUUAUUAUACCGCUGGCACUUUUCAUCGGUAGUUACCGGCUUAUGUUCCACCCUCUUCGAGAAUACCCAGGCCCCUUCAUCGCCAAGCUCACCGAUGCCUAUGGUGGUUACCAGGUGAAGAGGAAACGGCUCCAUCUGAAAGCGCAUUCCGACCUUCAAAAAUAUGGUCCCGUGUAUAGACAGGGACCUAAUCGCCUUGUCUUCAACACGGUGGCGGCUCUUCGCGAUUUAAGCCGCCAUCAUGCCUCGAUACGCAAAUCACACGUUUACAGCUUCACGUCAUUCAGCCCUGUCCCGCAUGUUCUGGGGACGGUGGACCCGGAACCUCACCGGAUGAAGCGCAAUGUCUACGGACGUGUCCUCUCUGGCCAGUCCUUGCAGAGAUUCGAGCCGGCGAUGCGCGCCGAGGUUGAUAUCUUUCUCCGAAAGGUCCUCGAGGCUGCCGAGGCUGGCCCGGUCAACAUGACGCCCCUGUGCGAGCGGCUCGCCAGCGACAUUGCCGUCCAGCUCGGCUUUGGAGUCGACCUUAAGUCACAGACCGAGCCGGAGAACCGGGUCCUUAUCGACAUCUUUCUGCACAUGAACACGAUCCACAGUGUGUACAUGGCUUGGCCCGCCAUUCACGCCUUGAAUAAGAUCGUUAUGCUCUUCAACAUGCGCAAGCUUCUCACGGCAGGGGGGAUCAUCAAGAAUAUCAUCAAAAGGCGAGCUGCCAUUGAAGAGAACUCGGGGCGGCACGACUUUUGGGCCGUUGCUUCGACAAGCCAUCACGAAUCCGAUUCGACAACAUCAUCAAUCGAAAAGAGCCAAGUAUGGUCAGAGGCUCUGUUUUUCUUCCCGGCAGGCGGCCAGACAACCUCUUGCGCCCUGAGCGCUGCCUUCUUCUACUUGUCUCGCCACCCUCUCGUCUACGCUCGCCUUGCCGCUGAAAUCCGCGACGCCUUUUCAGACGGGUCUCUCAUAACGGUUGGGCCGCAGCUCCUCGGUUGCAAGUACCUGCGCGCCGUCAUCGACGAGACGCUUCGCAUGUCGCCACCCACAACGGUGAUGCCUUGGCGCGAAGUAGACCGCAAUAUCUCUCCUAAAGAGCCCUGUGUCGUCGACGGCCAUGUUGUUCCCGGUGGGACAUUAGUGGCGAUCAGUGCCUACUGCCUCAUGCACAACGAGGAGUACUUCCCCCAGCCUUUCGCCUUCCAGCCUGAGCGUUGGCUUGACGAUACUGAUCCUGAUAGACUGGCGAGAAUGGUAGAGGCUUUCAUUCCCUUUUCAUUUGGUGACACCAUGUGUCUAGGCAAGACCUUGGCUUACAUGGAAAUGAGCUUGGUCCUGGCAAAGACGCUCUGGUAUUUCGACUUCAAGCAGGCGCCUGGAGAAUCAGGAAAGCUGGGCGCUGGCGGCCCAGGAGGGUGGGACGGGGAUUUACGCCGCCGUGUGGACGAGUUUCAGUUGUAUGAUGCCUUCGUGGGUGAGCAUAACGGACCUAAUCUGACUUUCAUCCCUAGAGAGAACUUGUAG
Messenger RNA from Pestalotiopsis fici W106-1, 1563 nucleotides. RefSeq lists its product as uncharacterized. Bases 1 to 1563 code for a protein of 520 amino acids. NCBI's taxonomy places the organism in Eukaryota, Fungi, Ascomycota, Sordariomycetes, Amphisphaeriales, Sporocadaceae. Gene Ontology annotation, molecular function: iron ion binding; heme binding; monooxygenase activity. The record is from RefSeq and is a predicted model, not a curated record. The transcript has 3 exons.